Syzygium oleosum is the source of this 879-nucleotide messenger RNA. Its product is annotated as leucine aminopeptidase-like. The record is from RefSeq and is a predicted model, not a curated record. The transcript has a single exon. Gene Ontology annotation, cellular component: cytosol. NCBI's taxonomy places the organism in Eukaryota, Viridiplantae, Streptophyta, Magnoliopsida, Myrtales, Myrtaceae. Bases 1 to 879 code for a protein of 292 amino acids.
AUGGCGCCCGUGGACACCCACUCCUUCACCGACUCCGGCCACCCCGUCACCACCCACGUCCACCUCUCCCUCUACUUCGACUUCCCUUCCUCCACCAUCCACUCCUCCGCCCUCCUCUCCCUCUCCUCCCCGCACUCCGGCCCCUUCUCCCUCGACACCCGCUCCCUCUCCCUCCUCUCCGUCCUCGACCCCCAGACCCGCAGCCCGCUCCCCUUCUCCCUCUCCGACCCCGACCCCAUCAAAGGCCAGAACCUGGUCGUCUCCCUGUCCGGCCACUCCUCCGUCCUCGUCGUGUACUCCACCACCCCGGCCUCCUCCGCCCUGCAGUGGCUGAACCCGCCCCAGACGUUCAACAAGGCCUUCCCUUUCGUGUUCACCCAGUGCCAGUCCAUCCACGCCCGCGCCGUCUUCCCCUGCCAGGACACCCCCGCGGCGCGGAUCCGCUACUCCGCCCGGAUCAACGUCCCGCGCCAGCUCUCCGCGGUGAUGUCCGCCCGCCACGCGGACCGCCGGCCCCCCGUGGCCGGGGAGGGGGCGGGGCUGCCCUGCGGGGACGCGCUGUGGUGCGCGGAGGGGAGGGUGGUGGAGGAGUUCGUGAUGGAGCAGCCGAUCCCGCCGUACCUGUUCGCGUUGGCGGUCGGGGAAUUGGGGUUCAGGGAUGUCGGGCCCAGGACUAGGGUGUACUCGGAGGCGGCGCCCGCGGUGUUGGACGCGGCGGCGGCGGAGUUCGCUGGGACGGAGGACAUGAUAAGGCAAGGGGAGAGGUUUGAUUAUGAGUGGGAUAGAGUCGCAACCAAGUUUCGACCUCGCUGGCAUCGCUGCCUAGCCACGGGCAAAGCAAGCUCUAGUGUCGCCUAUGGCCGAAGGGGCCAGGCCUAG